ACUUCUCACUUCUAUUGCUCCUCAUCACCUCUCCAAUUCCCUCUUCACUCAUUUCUUAUCUAUCAAACUCAAAACUCACCAACACAACACAUCUCUCCAUUUCUCUAAGCCCAUCUCCUCCCUUACCCUUUGGCCCUCCUAACUUCUACUUCUCCUCCUCCUCCUCCUUCACCACCACCACACACACAACUCUCUCUCUCUCUCUCUCUCUCUCUCUCUCUCUCUCUAUGGCAACCAAUUCUUUCCAAUCCAUAUACCACAAUCACCACUCACUCCUCAACCACCACCACAUAGAGAUUGUUCCUUCAACCCUCUCCUCCACUCUCUUUCUCAAACCCACCACCACAAACACCCCAAACACCAUAAGCACUUCUUCUCUCUCCUCCACCAAAACCUUCUCAAUCUCACCCACCACUUCACUCUCCACACCCUCCUCCACCCAAGCCAUCUCCUUUGACCUCCUACAGCAGCACCUCUCCACCCAGAACUUCCGCGAAGCGGACGAAGAAACCCGCCGCCUCCUCAUCGUCCUGGCCGGAGAACAAGCCCAGAAGCGAGGCUACGUCUUCUUCUCCGAGGCCCAGUUCAUCUCAGAAGCCGACCUCAAGGCCAUUGACGACCUCUGGAGGCAGCACAGCAACAACAAAUUUGGGUACAGCGUCCAGAGAAAAAUAUAUGGCAAAGUGAGCAAUGACUUCACCAAAUUCUUCAUUAAGGUUGGGUGGAUGAAGAAGCUGGACACAGAAGUUGAGCAAUACAACUACAGAGCCUUCCCCAAUGAGUUCAUCUGGGAGCUCAACGAGGACACACCAGAAGGCCAUCUGCCAUUGACGAAUGCUUUGAGAGGAACCCAGCUGCUCAAAAGCAUUUUAGAACAUCCAGCUUUCAAGCCCACAGAGGAAGAGCUGCUUCAGGCCAAGGCUGCAGGUGAAGACAUGGGCAAUGGAGUUACAGGGUUGAAAGGGUUCAUGGAUGGCUCCAAAAGCAAAAGAGUGCUCAAAUCAGACUAUAGCUUUUGAAUUUGAAAUAUGAUCAAUUUGAAUGUUCUGGAACUUACCCAGUAUCAAUAUUUGCACAGGAAAUUAAAAUGACAUUUGGGGUUUUUGUAACAAUUAAUUAAUGUGCUUGGUUCA
Messenger RNA from Prunus dulcis (almond), 1133 nucleotides. RefSeq names its product tetrapyrrole-binding protein, chloroplastic. Gene Ontology annotation, biological process: chloroplast-nucleus signaling pathway. Gene Ontology annotation, cellular component: chloroplast. The record is from RefSeq and is a predicted model, not a curated record. The transcript has a single exon. NCBI's taxonomy places the organism in Eukaryota, Viridiplantae, Streptophyta, Magnoliopsida, Rosales, Rosaceae. Bases 228 to 1019 code for a protein of 263 amino acids. Gene Ontology annotation, molecular function: tetrapyrrole binding.